This is a messenger RNA of Suncus etruscus (white-toothed pygmy shrew), 1053 nucleotides long. Its product is annotated as GSK-3-binding protein FRAT2-like. Gene Ontology annotation, biological process: positive regulation of canonical Wnt signaling pathway. The record is from RefSeq and is a predicted model, not a curated record. NCBI's taxonomy places the organism in Eukaryota, Metazoa, Chordata, Mammalia, Eulipotyphla, Soricidae. Gene Ontology annotation, cellular component: cytoplasm.
GCUGCGGGUUCCCGGGCUGGGGACCAUGCCGUGCCGGAGGGAGGAAGAGCAGGACGCCGGCGACGAGGCGGAGGAAGAGGAGGAGGACGGCGACGGCGACAGCUUCCUCCUGCUGCAGCAGUCGGUGACGCUGGGCGGCUCGGGCGACGUGGACCGGCUGGUGGCCCGCAUCGGAGAGACGCUGCAGCUGGACGCGGCGGCGCACGACCGCCCCGAGCCGCCCCGCGCGCCCCCGGCGGACAAGGCCCGGCCCCCGGCGCUGCCCUGGCCGCCGCCGCCGCCCGCACUCGCGCCCGCGCCCGCCCAGCCCCGGGACCCGGCUGCCUUCGGGGCCUGGCGCUGCGCCCUCGGGGAGCGCGGCCGCGUGCGUGGCCGGGCUGCGCCCUACUUCGUGGCCGAGCAGCUCCCCGCCUCCGGCCCCGGCGCGCUGUCCACGCUGCCCUCCCCGCCCCGCUUCGAGGAAGGGCCUCCGGGAGCCGACCCGCGCGCUGUCCCGCAGCCGCUCUCCGGCCCGUGCCGGCGCGGAUGGUUGCGGGGAGCCGCCGCCUCCCGCCGCCUGCAGCUCCGACGCGGGGCGCCGUCCGAAGCCCGGAGCGCCGAGGACGACCCGCACCGGCUCCUGCAGCAGCUCGUGCUCUCGGGCAACCUCAUCAAGGAGGCCGUGCGGAGGCUGCUCGCGGCGGCUGCGCUUCCACGCCAAACUCCCGCCGCGCCCGCACCUGGGGCCGGCGCUCGAGCCCCGCGCGGAGCCCUGCAGCCCGUACGGCCACCCCGACGCGCCCGGGAGGAGGGUGCAGUUCAAAACCGGCGAUGGCGUGCUGGUGCCCGGCAGCUGACACCCCCCGCGAGCGACCACAGCGCCCCGUUUCUUACCCGAGGACGAGGGGCUUCACGGAGGGCUGCCGGCGGUGGUCCUCGAACCCACGAACGCAACGCCUUUUGGAAGCGGGGCUGGGGUUGGCUAUGAACUGAUCAGCAGGUCAGCACCGAGAAUCUUUCCAAUUGCACCCCAUGUGCUUGAAAAAAUAAAAAAGGGAACUCGGGUUCGCCCUA